AAACGGCCAGCCUGAGGAGCUGCUGCGAGGGUCCGCUUCGUCUUUCGAGAGUGACUCCCGCGGUCCCAAGGCUUUCCAGAGCGAACCUGUGCGGCUGCAGGCACCGGCGUGUUGAGUUUCCGGCGUUCCGAAGGACUGAGCUCUUGUCGCGGAUCCCGUCCGCCGUUUCCAGCCCCCAGUCUCAGAGCGGAGCCCACAGAGCAGGGCACCGGCAUGGCCAAAGCCGCGGCGAUCGGCAUCGACCUGGGCACCACCUACUCCUGCGUGGGGGUGUUCCAACACGGCAAGGUGGAGAUCAUCGCCAACGACCAGGGCAACCGCACCACCCCCAGCUACGUGGCCUUCACGGACACCGAGCGGCUCAUCGGGGAUGCGGCCAAGAACCAGGUGGCGCUGAACCCGCAGAACACCGUGUUUGACGCGAAGCGGCUGAUCGGCCGCAAGUUCGGCGACCCGGUGGUGCAGUCGGACAUGAAGCACUGGCCUUUCCAGGUGAUCAACGACGGAGACAAGCCCAAGGUGCAGGUGAGCUACAAGGGGGAGACCAAGGCAUUCUACCCCGAGGAGAUCUCGUCCAUGGUGCUGACCAAGAUGAAGGAGAUCGCCGAGGCGUACCUGGGCUACCCGGUGACCAACGCGGUGAUCACCGUGCCGGCCUACUUCAACGACUCGCAGCGCCAGGCCACCAAGGAUGCGGGUGUGAUCGCGGGGCUCAACGUGCUGCGGAUCAUCAACGAGCCCACGGCCGCCGCCAUCGCCUACGGCCUGGACAGAACGGGCAAGGGGGAGCGCAACGUGCUCAUCUUUGACCUGGGCGGGGGCACCUUCGACGUGUCCAUCCUGACGAUCGACGACGGCAUCUUCGAGGUGAAGGCCACGGCCGGGGACACCCACCUGGGUGGGGAGGACUUUGACAACAGGCUGGUGAACCACUUCGUGGAGGAGUUCAAGAGAAAACACAAGAAGGACAUCAGCCAGAACAAGCGAGCCGUGAGGCGGCUGCGCACCGCCUGCGAGAGGGCCAAGAGGACCCUGUCGUCCAGCACCCAGGCCAGCCUGGAGAUCGACUCCCUGUUUGAGGGCAUCGACUUCUACACGUCCAUCACCAGGGCGAGGUUCGAGGAGCUGUGCUCCGACCUGUUCCGAAGCACCCUGGAGCCCGUGGAGAAGGCUCUGCGCGACGCCAAGCUGGACAAGGCCCAGAUUCACGACCUGGUCCUGGUCGGGGGCUCCACCCGCAUCCCCAAGGUGCAGAAGCUGCUGCAGGACUUCUUCAACGGGCGCGACCUGAACAAGAGCAUCAACCCCGACGAGGCUGUGGCCUACGGGGCGGCGGUGCAGGCGGCCAUCCUGAUGGGGGACAAGUCCGAGAACGUGCAGGACCUGCUGCUGCUGGACGUGGCUCCCCUGUCGCUGGGGCUGGAGACGGCCGGAGGCGUGAUGACUGCCCUGAUCAAGCGCAACUCCACCAUCCCCACCAAGCAGACGCAGAUCUUCACCACCUACUCCGACAACCAACCCGGGGUGCUGAUCCAGGUGUACGAGGGCGAGAGGGCCAUGACGAAAGACAACAAUCUGUUGGGGCGCUUCGAGCUGAGCGGCAUCCCUCCGGCCCCCAGGGGCGUGCCCCAGAUCGAGGUGACCUUCGACAUCGAUGCCAACGGCAUCCUGAACGUCACGGCCACGGACAAGAGCACCGGCAAGGCCAACAAGAUCACCAUCACCAACGACAAGGGCCGCCUGAGCAAGGAGGAGAUCGAGCGCAUGGUGCAGGAGGCGGAGAAGUACAAAGCGGAGGACGAGGUGCAGCGCGAGAGGGUGUCAGCCAAGAACGCCCUGGAGUCCUACGCCUUCAACAUGAAGAGCGCCGUGGAGGAUGAGGGGCUCAAGGGCAAGAUCAGCGAGGCGGACAAGAAGAAGGUUCUGGACAAGUGUCAAGAGGUCAUCUCGUGGCUGGACGCCAACACCUUGGCCGAGAAGGACGAGUUUGAGCACAAGAGGAAGGAGCUGGAGCAGGUGUGUAACCCCAUCAUCAGCGGACUGUACCAGGGUGCCGGUGGUCCCGGGCCUGGGGGCUUCGGGGCUCAGGGUCCCAAGGGAGGGUCUGGGUCAGGCCCUACCAUUGAGGAGGUGGAUUAGGGGCCUUUGUUCUUUAGUAUGUUUGUCUUUGAGGUGGACUGUUGGGACUCAAGGACUUUGCUGCUGUUUUCCUAUGUCAUUUCUGCUUCAGCUCUUUGCUGCUUCACUUCUUUGUAAAGUUAAGUUGUAACCUGAUGGUAAUUAGCUGGCUUCAUUAUUUUUGUAGUACAACCGAUAUGUUCAUUAGAAUUCUUUGCAUUUAAUGUUGAUACUGUAAGGGUGUUUCGUUCCCUUUAAAUGAAUCAACACUGCCACCUUCUGUACGAGUUUUUUUUUUUUUUUUUUUUUUUUUUUUUUUGCUUGGCGAAAACACUACAAAGGCUGGGAAUGUAUGUUUUUAUAAUUUGUUUAUUUAAAUAUGAAAAAUAAAAUGUUAAACUUU
Homo sapiens (human) is the source of this 2521-nucleotide messenger RNA. RefSeq names its product heat shock protein family A (Hsp70) member 1B (gene HSPA1B). The record is from RefSeq and is marked reviewed. NCBI's taxonomy places the organism in Eukaryota, Metazoa, Chordata, Mammalia, Primates, Hominidae. Gene Ontology annotation, molecular function: histone deacetylase binding; ATP binding; G protein-coupled receptor binding. Gene Ontology annotation, biological process: positive regulation of canonical NF-kappaB signal transduction; positive regulation of erythrocyte differentiation; protein refolding. Gene Ontology annotation, cellular component: ficolin-1-rich granule lumen; perinuclear region of cytoplasm; nuclear ribonucleoprotein granule.